GAGAGAGAGAGAGAGGGAGGAAGGAGAGAGAUAAAGAAGUGAAGGAGAGAAGUCCAGAGCGCAGAAGGGAAGGCGAGAGGAAAAGGAAGAGGACAGAGGGAGCGGGAAGCGGCAGCGAAGGAGUCGAAGAGGGAGAGGCGGUGGAAAAGAGCAGGAGGGGGGUCCCGGGCUCCCCCCGGGACACUCCCGGCCAUGCUCCCCACUCGCCUGGGCCGCGGACCAGGGGCUGAGUGAGGCCCCGGCGGGGUCAGGGGUCAAAGGUCAAGGCGGGACCGGUCGCCUUGCCCGCUGGCUCUGCAGGCUGAGGCGGGCCAGGUCGCCCCCGGGGUCGCCCCCGAGGCCCACCAUGGGCCUGUGCCCGGGCCUGGGCCUGGCCCUGUGGCUGUGGGCACUCUGCCCCGGGCCCCGGGCCCAGGCCCUCGGCUGGGACCGGCACAACUUCCCGGCCGCCGCCGCCGCCGCCGGCCCCCGCAUCCCCAUCCUCGCCGGGGGCACCUGCGAGGUGAUCGCCGCUCGCCGCUGCUGCAACCGCAACCGCAUCGAGGAGCGCUCCCAGACCGUGCAGUGCUCCUGCCGCCCGGGCACCGUGGCUGGCACCACCCGCGCCCGCCCCUCCUGCGUGGACGCCUCCAUCGUCACCGGGAAGUGGUGGUGUGAAAUGGAGCCGUGCCUGGCCGGCGAGGAGUGCAAGACCCUGCCCGAUAACUCGGGCUGGAUGUGCCUCCUGGGGAACCGCGUCAAGACCACCAAGAUCCACCCCAGAUACUGAGACUGGAGCCGAGAGUCACCC
Molecule: messenger RNA, 790 nt
Organism: Tachyglossus aculeatus (Australian echidna)
Lineage: Eukaryota; Metazoa; Chordata; Mammalia; Monotremata; Tachyglossidae
Product: chemokine-like protein TAFA-1
Exons: 4
Coding region: 347-769 (140 amino acids)
Biological process (GO): regulation of neuroblast proliferation; neuroblast differentiation
Molecular function (GO): receptor ligand activity
Source: RefSeq, a predicted model, not a curated record